Molecule: messenger RNA, 1448 nt
Organism: Neltuma alba
Lineage: Eukaryota; Viridiplantae; Streptophyta; Magnoliopsida; Fabales; Fabaceae
Exons: 4
Coding region: 76-1215 (379 amino acids)
Source: RefSeq, a predicted model, not a curated record
AAAUGGGUCCUAUAUUUAUGACCAGAAGAGCAUAUAUAGAAACCUGAGAGAUCAGCGAUUCAGGUGGAGAUAAUCAUGUAUGUAACAAGACCUCUCUCUUUAUACUUAAACGACGAAGCUGCUUUGUCUCUUCCACCACCAGAGGGUCCAAACUCCGGUUACCUUGUAAUCUCCGAUGAAUCUGAGAUUCGGUUGGGUAAUCGAAGGAUAAAGCGUCUGCCUUUCUUUCAAAACAGGGACUUCAAAGUUCAUGACACUUAUGAAUAUGAAUCCCCCAGACGAGUGGUCUUCAUUCCAGUUAUGAAUCGCCCAUUGUCCGACAAUUGCUACUAUGUGAUGUUGACAGACAUGUGGAAUAAAGGGAACGCAGCCACAAGCUCAAAAGAAGAUGAUAUAGUGAGUUGUUGUGGGGGAGGUUGCAUUCGAGAUGUUCUACCACAUCCUUCAAAUCCUUUCAACCUUUAUCAACAAUUUGAGAUAAUAAUCCACCAGCAGCCUUAUGUUCGCUUCCACGCCAAGUCCGUGGCCACAGAUGGAAUUCCUCCAAGGUUCUUGAGGCGUGAAUGGAAGCCAUACAUUGAUAUAGAUACCUAUCGCCGCCCUCUACCGGAAGCUUUAGGCCUUAAUUCCUCCUUACGUGCUCAAUUACCUCAUUUCAAUUUUUCAUCCUCUGAUAAUCAUUCUAAACCAGUCGUGGUUGGAAAAUGGUAUUGUCCUUUCAUUUUCGUGAGGGAGAGAGUGAACAGACCAACGUUCUACGAGAUGACACUGGAGCAAAAAUGGGUUAGGGUUUAUUCAAAGGAAAAUGAUAAUAGUGCUUUAGAAAAAAGGGUGCAUGUGGAGGUUGAUGUGGAAACAGAAGUGGCCAAAAUUGCAGGGAAAAAGGAUGCUUUCAGGGACGAAAGAGAUGAUGCGGCCUACUCUGGAUUUGUGUGGUUUAUUAGUUCUGAUGAUCAUAGGAGAGAAGAGAGAAUAGGGUUAAGCAUGGCGAUAACUGAUAGAAUGAAAUGGGAACAAGAAAGAUUUGGAUGGGUUAGUGGAAAGAAUGGAAUUGAAAAGCUAGUAAGAGUGGAGGAGUUUAAGGGUAAUGGCAGUUGGAGGAAAUUUUCAUGUUAUUUGCUGGUUGAGACUUUUGUUUUGAAGCGAAAGGGAAAGAGCAUUGCCAUUACUUUUGAUUUCAAUCACACAAACCAAGUUAGAUGCAAAUGGGAGUGACGUUUUUUGCAAUCUUAUUGUGUGUUUUACCAUGCACCUAGGGUUUUCCUUCUUGUAAGAUACAUUUUUUCAAAUACUACAUGGAAAUUUCAAGGUAUAUGUGUUUGUGUAGAGUUAACAUCAUAUCUGAUCUAUCUAUUUAAUGUGCAGUAUAUUUGGCAUAUACUAGUCAUGGGAACGCUUUACAAGUUUUUUUUUUUUUAAUAUAUAUAACUCAAAGUAUUCUCAUCAAA